Leguminivora glycinivorella is the source of this 1529-nucleotide messenger RNA. RefSeq lists its product as uncharacterized. The record is from RefSeq and is a predicted model, not a curated record. Bases 388 to 966 code for a protein of 192 amino acids. The transcript is spliced from 4 exons. Lineage: Eukaryota; Metazoa; Arthropoda; Insecta; Lepidoptera; Tortricidae.
CUGGCAACCCAGUGCUUUCCUUGUAUGGCGGUAAAUUUGAACAUGGGAUCCGCGGAUCCGACUUAAAACUACUGCAAUAUAAUGAAUUGCUAUUCUGUGGCGAAUAAAACUACAAAAAUAUAAAGGUGACAACAUUUCACAAUUAUUUCAUAAAACAAUACUUCACCAUUCAUUAGUUUACCUAAAGCCAUGUAACAAAACUCAUCUAAGCGAAGAAAUCAAUAACUUAGACAUGUAACCCGCCUAUUUUAAGUCGUCAAGCAUCCCACUGGACAAUAUCCCAGUCUGCGACUUUUCCGCAUACACGUCUGACGGAAAUUUAGGUCAAGGACUGGAAAAGUCGUCCCAACCUAAAUAAAAGAUUAGCUUUCACCACCAGCUGUAAAAAUGUCGUUAAAGGCAUACGAAGAUGCGUGUAUUAGGGCAGAGUUAUUCGGACAGCCCAAGCCUGACAAAGAAGAGUUUUUAGAAAAACAUAAACACUUGGAUAUAGUGGAGUUUGAAGAAGUGGAUAUCAAAACCACUGUCAGUGAGAAUACGGCCAUGCUAGAUGAAAAUAUUCAACAGACUGGUGGUGGACUCAAUGAGUUAAAUUCUAUUUUAAAUUCUACGCAAACGAAAAUUAAUCGAUUGAAGGGCGUUUGCGGCAGCUUAACUAAUUUCUUCCGCGUUAAACUAUCAGCGAAAGACAACCUAUCCUACUCCAGUGAACAGAGUUACGUCGGCCAAACAAACUAUGACAAGGACUCUGUCCCAGCGAGGACUGAGCUUGGCUCUAUAAACCAAGACCUUGGUCCCAGUGACAACGAAAUGACGCCGCGCGCGGGAAAAUCUCAAGAUGGCGGAAAUUUAAACGACGCGUUGGACGAUUUGAAAACGAUGCAGAAAAACGACUCGACGGCCGCUGCUUUUAAGGAAGCGGGGGCUAUGGUGAAAGGGCUCUUCAGUAGGGAGUCCCUACGAUGAAGAAACCAGCUGGAAUAUUUAUAGAAGGUAAAGGUAUGGACUGAUGGGCAUAUUGGGCAUUGAAUCUCAAAUGCGAGCUUGUGGGUGUGCCCAUCUAAAAGAAUGAAAACCGAAGUUCAUAAACUUCGGAUAGCUUUCUUGAUCAAUCAAAUUACCUACUCCUUUAUUGAAAAAGAAGAAGAUUCCGGCAGUUUCGAUGAGCUUCGGUGUUCGGUGUAGAUCCCGAUCUGGCGAAUGCGCCGCGAAUACUAAACUUAGCGCCUUUCCUGAAUCACUUGAAGCACUGAACGUUUGCUGCGCGAUGACAUGCUAUUAUAAGUAGGCGUAUUUAACAGACGACAAAGAAGAUGUUUGCCUAUAAACUUUAGGAAUAAAAUCCAUAUUUUUCUGUAUUUCAUGGCCUGGAUCAUGGCUCGUUUACGCCAAAUCUCAUAAUUCAAUGUUGUCGCGUAACAUCUUAAAGUCUGACCAGUUUUUUUUUUUUUUAUACUACGUCGGUGGCAAACAAGUAUACGGCCCGCCUGAUGUAAAGCGGUCACCGUAACCUAUGGACGCCCGCAACU